CAAAACUGACAGCUGUAUGAAACUGGACAAGUACACGUGACUGCUGGAAGAUGGAAUGCAAGUUGCCGGGAUUGUUGACAUUUUUACUCGUUGUUCGGGAAUGUUUUUGUAGUAGCGAUUUAUAUACCGAUAACUCCAUUAAGUAUGACGAAGAAGGAUUUAGAAAGAAUAUAGGAAAUUCUGUACAUUUUGUUAAAUUUUACGCCCCUUGGUGUGGCCAUUGUAAGCGACUUGCACCAAUUUGGGAUGAAUUGGCAGAGAAAUACAACAGACCCGGAGAAGAGAAGCUUGUUAUUGCUAAAGUUGAUUGCACAAUGGAAACUGCUCUCUGUUCAGAACAAGGAGUCACUGGUUAUCCCACACUAAAAUUUUUCAAGAAAGGUACAAUCGAAGGACAUAAGUACAGAGGUCCACGAGAUAUUGCUUCUCUAGAAGCUUUUAUCGCUAACAGUCUGGGAAAAGAAAACAUCAUUGAAAAGACUCCCGAACCUCCAAAGCCGAUCAACGAUGUCAUUCAACUCACUGAUGACACCUUUCACAAAUUCAUCGAGAGGGGAACUCACUUUGUCAAAUUCUAUGCCCCGUGGUGCGGACACUGUCAGAAACUGAUUCCCAUUUGGAAAGAGUUGGCAAACAGCUUAAAAUUUGAUGGAUCUAUAAAGAUAUCUGAGAUUGACUGUACGGCCCACCAUACGGCCUGUGGUGAAUUCGAAGUCAAAGCCUAUCCCACAUUGCUAUGGAUUGUUGAUGGAAAAAAGGUAGAAAAAUAUGAAGGAUCCAGAACACAUGAAGAUCUGAAACUUUACGUCAGCAAGAUGAAAGAACAGGAAUUUGGAAACAAUAAAGACAGUGUAGAAGGAGCAAUUCCAGAGAGUGUUUCCAGACCAGAAAUGGCAAUUAUACAGCUAACAGAAAAUGAUUUUGAAGAGACGAUAGAAACGGGAGUGACUUUCGUCAAGUUCUUUGCUCCCUGGUGUGGACACUGUCGCAAUUUGGAGCCAACGUGGAACCAUCUCGGACAGAAGUUCUCAAUGAAUGACAGAAUCAAGAUUGCUAAAGUUGACUGCACAUUACAUGAAAAUUUAUGCAGUAAACAUAAGGUCGAUGGAUAUCCCACUCUCCUCCUCUUCAGAAACGGCGAGAGGAUGGCAGAAUACAAGGGAAACAGAGAAUUGCCUUCACUGCACGAUUUUGUGCUGGACCAUCUACCUCACGAUGAACUCUAAGCAUUUCAUCUUCCCACAUUGAUGAAAUUCCCUAAUUAUAAUUGCAUUAUCUGAAGAAAAUCUACACUUCCUAAAUACUGUUUUGGUUUUAAAUUUCUAAAGUUAAAUUUAAAAAUAUUUGGUAACUGAUUCCGAGAUACUAAGUUUACCAACUUGUAAACUUAGUAUCUUGGAAUCAGGUCCAGAUUUAAAUUAAAUAUCUCAUCAUUUCUUAUGUUUAAUCUGUCAGAAAGACAGAAUAUUCAUAUUCUGCAUUGUAGUUAUCAAAUUCAAAAAUUAAUUAUAUAAUUUUGAUAACUGUGAGAUGUGGAUUUAUAAGAUUGCUUUGCAAGGUAGGAUGUUACCUUUAUACAGUAUGAAUCUCUCAUCUACACAACAUUUAAACAAUUUAGCACAUGAGAUAAAUUUAUUAGCAUAAAUUUUCAAAAACUGUUUGAUGCUCAUCCAGUUACUGCAUAUCGAAUGCCAUGUCUCGGACACUUAUUGGCCAAGACAUCACAUUCGUACAUCUCUCGAGCGUGUCUUUAUAUUGUUUUGUGGUGAGCAAUUCUGAGUAUCAAAGCAAAUUUUUUUUGUUCCAUGAUUUUUUAAACAGCUUUCAGAAUGUAGUACACAUCUGCAACAUUAUUUUGUAUUGAAAUUUAAGAACAAAUGCACUACCAUAUCAGAUUUGUAGAACCAUAGAAUAUUCCAUAAUGCCAGAUUUCAAAUGUUAUAAUUAUAUAAUGUACCGAGGAUAGACUUACCUAGAAAUAGAUGUUUGGUUAAUAUUUAUAAUGAUAAAACUAUCGCCCAUUGACGGUCAGGAGUUUAACAAAUGCAUUUACCCCAAUGAAUGAAUAAUUAUAAGUUUUGUCGUCACUUGUUCAUACACAAUGUUAAUUAUGGAGUUGUAAAAAAAAAUGUAUUUUUAUAAAUAAAGCUGAUGACAUAUUGUGUAUUGGGUAA
This is a messenger RNA of Centruroides sculpturatus (bark scorpion), 2174 nucleotides long. RefSeq names its product thioredoxin domain-containing protein 5-like (gene prtp). The record is from RefSeq and is a predicted model, not a curated record. Bases 51 to 1226 code for a protein of 391 amino acids. Gene Ontology annotation, cellular component: endoplasmic reticulum. NCBI's taxonomy places the organism in Eukaryota, Metazoa, Arthropoda, Arachnida, Scorpiones, Buthidae. Gene Ontology annotation, biological process: protein folding. Gene Ontology annotation, molecular function: protein disulfide isomerase activity. The transcript is spliced from 10 exons.